Molecule: messenger RNA, 1391 nt
Organism: Bradysia coprophila
Lineage: Eukaryota; Metazoa; Arthropoda; Insecta; Diptera; Sciaridae
Gene: Stoml2
Product: stomatin like 2
Biological process (GO): mitochondrion organization
Cellular component (GO): mitochondrion; membrane
Source: RefSeq, a predicted model, not a curated record
GCCUUCUUGACAGAAAAGUGACAGACACACAUUUCGAUUUUGGUUAAAUGAAUAUCUUAAAAACUUGCACCGGUCAACGCAGGAUUUCGUAAUUUCAACUUUUAACAGAUCAUCGGGCAAACAGUUGUUACAUUUCCGCCUAAUAAUUCUAUUUGACUGACAACAUGCAUCGUUCUUACAACAAAAUCUUCCAAAUUUCGAAAGCCUUCAGCAACAACGUACCGAUUUCCAGCUCGAAGUUGCUUCAGAAGGACUACAAUGCAUUAUAUGCGACGACAGUAAGACACAGAGUUUCAACGCCGAUCAAUACAAUAAUGCUUUUUGUGCCGCAACAAGAGGCAUGGGUGGUCGAACGAAUGGGAAAAUUUCAUCGAAUUUUGGAGCCGGGUCUCAACAUUCUGCUGCCAAUCGUUGACAGAGUAAAAUACGUUCAAAGUCUAAAGGAAAUUGCCAUCGAUGUGCCCAAACAGUCUGCUAUUACUCUGGACAAUGUGACACUGGGAAUCGACGGUGUUUUGUAUUUACGAAUAUUGGAUCCGUACUUGGCCUCCUACGGAGUUGAAGAUCCAGAAUUUGCAAUAACACAGCUGGCACAAACGACGAUGAGGUCCGAAUUGGGUAAAAUGUCUUUAGAUAAAAUAUUCCGGGAACGAGAGUCGCUUAACGUUAGCAUCGUUGAUUCGAUUAACAAAGCGAGCGAGGCUUGGGGAAUUACGUGCCUGAGAUACGAAAUUCGCGACAUUAAGCUUCCAUCAAGAGUACAUGAGGCCAUGCAAAUGCAAGUCGAAGCUGAGCGUCGUAAGCGUGCAGCGAUUUUGGAAUCAGAAGGUGUCCGCGAAGCCGAUAUCAAUGUGGCUGAAGGUAAACGACAGUCCAGGAUAUUAGCCUCCGAAGCCCAACGUAUGGAACAAAUAAAUCACGCAAAUGGUGAAGCGGCUGCAAUGUUGGCAGUUGCAGAUGCUCGUGCUAAAGGACUCAACAUAAUCUCAAAGUCACUAAUGUUGCGAGAGGGACAAGAUGCGGCAUCACUUCUGGUAGCUGAACAAUAUGUAUCGGCGUUCGGGAAACUGGCACAAACAAACAACACACUGAUACUACCAGCGAAUGCUGGUGACAUCACUUCUCUUGUGGGUCAGGCAAUGACCAUUUACAAUGCCGUAUCGAAAAGCAGAGCUGGUACAGUUGAAGCCACAGCUGAUGCAUCAAUUUCGAAUAAUGAUCCCAUCACUGAACUAAAAGAACAUUUGCAUCUGACCACGCAAAGGAAAGGCGACUCUUCCAUUCUUAUAAAUCAAAGUCAUGAGCACGCAAAAUUAGAAGAUUUUAAACAACAUGAGAAAUGAAUGUGCUUCGACUCUAAAUGAAUAAAGGAGAGUAAAUUGAAAUUGGAA